CGUCCAGGCGUUACAUUGCCCGCACCUCUAUUUCUGUAAAACGAAACUCCACUGAGGCCAACUUCCAUUGUAGGUGUUUUAGGCUGCCUGCCGCCACAUCCCGAAACAGAACAACCGUUGAUCCCUGUGUUGCAACUUCUCUCUUCUCAGGCUUUAUAGUUAAUACGAAUAGAAAGCCAUGGCUGUCCACCAGCAGCAGAUCACCACUGUAACAACCACCCAGAGGUCGGGGGAAUGGAGCACAGGACUGUGUGACUGCUGCUCUGACAUGGGCACCUGUUGCUGUGCCUUGUGGUGCUUCCCCUGUUUUCAGUGUCAGACGGCCUCCCACUUCGGCUGGUGUCUCUGCAUGCCCCUCCUGGACCCAUGUGCCUUUAUGGCUGUCUCCUGCUGCAUGCGCUCCUCCAUGAGAGAACGCUACGGCAUCCAGGGUUCGACGUGUGGAGACGUCGCAUUGGUGUGUUGCUGCUACGUCUGUACCUGGUGCCAGAUGGCUCGUGAGGUUAAGACUCAGACCACAUCAGGCCCCCAACAGGUUCACGUGGUCACCCAACAAGUUCACAUGGCUUAGGACCCCAACAUGAGGGUAGGGACUAGAUGGCAAAGUCUAGAAGGGUCUUAACUGCUGAGCAAGUGCUUUACUAACUUUUUGUUCCUUAUAUUGUGUAAAGGUUAAGGAUCGGGCUUACAGUUUGGGUUUGUGGUUGAAAAAUUACACAAUUUCAUCAUUUCUAGCAUAGCCAAAUAGUGAUGGCCAUAUCGAGAUAGAAUACCACUCCAGUUUAUAGCAAAGAUAUGUUGAAUGUACUGCAUACUUCAGAUGUGUCUGUAGGAGAUACAUUUUAUACCAUUUACUAAUCUCAUAGUAACCAUUGAAUGUUAAUCUCAGGCUUUAUUAAAGGUCCAGUCCAGUCAAAAACGUGAUUUGUCUGUGUUUCCACACAAUGAGGUUGGAAUAAUACUGUGAAAUUGUGAAAAUGAUGAUAAUGCCCUUUUAGUGUAAGAGCUGUGUAAAAAGACCGCCUGAAAUGUCCCCCUGUUUUGGUAGGAGGGAGUUUUGGCCUUCCAUGUUGACAUCACCAGGCUGUAAAUGAGUUAGUGGACCAAUAAGAAAGAGAGUUCCAAAACUCUCUGCCAAUAACAGCAAAUUGUCAGUUUUCCCCUCCUCACUUAAACCACACCCAGACAGUCCUAACAAAAUCAUUGCCUGAGAAAUUGCUCUUUGCUAAGAAGCUAUUUUUGUACAUUUUUACCAUUUGAAUUGAAAACAAUCACAGUAAGGUACUUAAUUGUUACCCAGAAAUGAUUUGAUGUUGAGAUAAAAAUGGCUGCAUUGGACCUUUAAACAUUUCUUUUACAGUUUAACAUGUAGGUUACUUGCCUUUCUUGCACACUUUCACUUGUCUUUUAUUACUAUCCCUGACUUUGCUGAUAGUUGCUCUACUGAGAAAAAGUUUGGUCUAUUAUGACUAUUUGGUUGUCUUUACCUCGCUACCUAAAGAUGAGUACUUUAGAUAAGUGUUAAAUGACUAAAUGUACUGUUGUAAAUGUAAAAUGCUUGAACCAUGAUUCAAACGGCAACAGCAUUUAAAAUUGAAUGUUCUAUAUAAAUGAUAGUGUAUGCCAUUUAGUAGACAUGCGUGCAUGAAUAUAACGUACCAGUGGUCCCGGGAAACGAACCCGUUACCCUGGUAGCGCCAUCCUCCUGCCAACUGAGCUUCAACGGAACACUGUUUUCUCUGUUGCUUUGUCCUUGAUUUCACCUGCUUGUUCAAUAAGUUUUUUAAAAUAAAGCAUUUACACGUCUCACCUUUACAAAGAUG
Molecule: messenger RNA, 1823 nt
Organism: Oncorhynchus keta (chum salmon)
Lineage: Eukaryota; Metazoa; Chordata; Actinopteri; Salmoniformes; Salmonidae
Gene: ponzr1
Product: plac8 onzin related protein 1
Exons: 4
Coding region: 179-571 (130 amino acids)
Source: RefSeq, a predicted model, not a curated record